AUGAACUACACGGUUUUCGUUCCAACAGUCACUAAUAUAGCUAUUUUCAAACAAGAUAUUUUAGAUUCCUUUUCCUUAAAAGCGCAAAAAUAUGUCAUCUACACUGAUUUCAAUAAAGCAUUUGACCAAAUCGAUCGUAAUUUAUUAGUUCUCAAACUAAAAAUAACAUUCUGCUCUAAUGAUCCUCUCUUAUCAUGGUUUGUAUCUUGUCCAUCUAAUAGACUACAAAUCGUUAACAAUACAAAUUUUCUUUCAACACCCAUUAAAGCUUCUUCUGGAUUACCCCAAGGUGAUCAUAUUUCUCCUUUAUUGUUCUUAUUAUACAUCAAUGAUAUUUCUACUGUAUUAAAACAUUCAAACAUAUUGCUUUUCGCCGAUGACGCCAAAAUGUAUAAAACUGUUACUUCAAUUAAUGAUACUUUAGAUUUACAAUCCGACCUGAACUACUUUUGUGAUUGA
Messenger RNA from Cinara cedri, 459 nucleotides. NCBI's taxonomy places the organism in Eukaryota, Metazoa, Arthropoda, Insecta, Hemiptera, Aphididae. The record is from the annotation of a GenBank genome assembly.